Messenger RNA from Tripterygium wilfordii, 1937 nucleotides. Its product is annotated as beta-fructofuranosidase, insoluble isoenzyme 1. The record is from RefSeq and is a predicted model, not a curated record. The transcript is spliced from 7 exons. Gene Ontology annotation, molecular function: hydrolase activity, hydrolyzing O-glycosyl compounds. Lineage: Eukaryota; Viridiplantae; Streptophyta; Magnoliopsida; Celastrales; Celastraceae. Bases 57 to 1808 code for a protein of 583 amino acids. Gene Ontology annotation, biological process: carbohydrate metabolic process.
CUCCUCAUAAAAACAGAUUAUUUAUUAUUUUCUUCUCAAUCUUCUCUUCAUUAAUCAUGGAGAUAAGGCAGUUUCUCUUGUUUAAUAUAUUUUUAUUGGUUCUUCAUCUCUCUUUGCUAAGCAACAACAAUGGAGGAGGAGGAGGUGUUGAAGCAUCUCACAAGCUUUUUCCAGAAUUUCAGUCUCUUAACGCAGUUAGGGUUGGUGAAGUUCAUAGAACUGGAUUUCACUUUCAGCCCCCUAGAAACUGGAUUAAUGAUCCAAAUGGCCCAAUGUACUACAAAGGCUUCUACCACCUGUUCUACCAGUACAACCCAUAUGGAGCAGUUUGGGGCAACAUUGUCUGGGCCCAUUCUGUGUCAAAGGACAUGAUCAACUGGGAAUCACUUGAGCCCGCAAUCUACCCAUCAAAGCCUUUUGAUUACAAAGGCUGUUGGUCUGGGUCUGCCACUAUUCUCCCAGGCAACAAGCCCAUUAUUCUCUACACCGGCAUCAUAGACCCAGGCCAAACCCAAAUCCAAAACUACGCGAUACCCGCCAAUGAGUCCGACCCAUAUCUCCGCCAAUGGAUCAAACCGGACAAUAACCCGUUGGUGGUUGCCAGCCAGGGAGUGAACUCCACCGCGUUCCGUGACCCUACGACGGCCUGGCAGGGCAAAGAUGGGGUUUGGAGGAUUUUAGUGGGUGGUAGAAGGAGGAAUAGAGGGAUUGCACAUUUAUACAAGAGCAAGGACUUUACGCAUUGGACCAAGGCCCAACACCCUCUGCAUUCAAAGGCCCGAACUGGUAUGUGGGAAUGCCCAGAUUUUUUCCCGGUUUCAGGGUCCAGUAAAAAUGGGCUGGACACUUCGGCCCAAGGGAAUGAUGUGAAGCAUGUGUUGAAGGUUAGCUUAGAUGUGACAAGAUAUGAGUAUUACACAUUAGGUAAAUAUGAUGAAGUGAAGGACAGAUAUGAACCUUUCAAUACUUCUGAUGAUGGUUGGACUGGGCUUAGAUAUGAUUAUGGUAACUUUUAUGCUUCAAAGACGUUCUUUGAUCCUGCAAAGAAUAGGAGGAUUUUGUGGGGUUGGGCUAAUGAGUCUGAUGCUGCCCCAACAGACGAUGUAGCUAAAGGAUGGUCAGGACUUCAGGCAAUUCCAAGGACUGUAUGGUUGGACCCAAAUGGAAAACAGUUGUUACAAUGGCCUAUUGAAGAAAUUGAGACUCUGAGAAGGCAAAAUGUGCAGAUGAAACCUCACAAGCUCAAAACAGGAGAGCAUGUGGAAGUAAAGGGAAUCACUCCUGCCCAGGCUGAUGUUGAUGUUACCUUCUCAUUUGAAAGCUUGGACAAAGCAGAGCCGUUUGAUCCAAAAUGGAGCACUGAUGCACAAAAACUCUGUGCACAAAAAGGAUCAAAAGUUGGGGGUGGGGUUGGUCCAUUUGGGCUGUUGACAUUAGCUUCAGAGAAGCUUGAAGAGUUCACUCCUGUCUUCUUCAGGAUCUUCAAGGCUCCAAACAAGCACGUAGUCCUCAUGUGCUCUGAUGCAACAAGCUCCUCCUUGAAAAGUGGACUAUACAAACCAUCAUUUGCUGGGUUUGUGGAUGUUGAUUUGUCUGAUAAAAAGCUUUCACUAAGAAGCUUGAUCGAUCAUUCUGUUGUGGAGAGUUACGGAGCUGGUGGUAAAACAUGUAUCACAUCAAGGGUUUAUCCGACAUUAGCCGUCACCAAUCAAGCUCACUUGUUUGUAUUCAACAAUGGCAGUGAGACUAUCUCUGUGGAUCACCUUAAUGCCUGGAGCAUGAGAAGACCACUUCAAAUGAACAACUGAAGAAAAUGUAGGCAGAGAAACACAAAUAACUUUUUGUAGCCCCUCUAAUCUUUGAAAAGCACUGAUAAGUUGUACUGUUUAGCAAAACAAUGAGAUUUUAUAUAUUCUAUUAGUUAUAAGCAGCUGAAA